This is a messenger RNA of Clarias gariepinus (North African catfish), 1465 nucleotides long. RefSeq names its product growth factor independent 1A transcription repressor b (gene gfi1ab). Lineage: Eukaryota; Metazoa; Chordata; Actinopteri; Siluriformes; Clariidae. The transcript is spliced from 7 exons. The coding region runs from base 150 to 1304 and encodes 384 amino acids. The record is from RefSeq and is a predicted model, not a curated record. Gene Ontology annotation, cellular component: nucleus.
UUCUGCUUCUGUCACAGCUCAGACUGAAACAGAGCACAUGGCGGAGGUGUAAACUCAAAGCACCAGCGUUAGACACACAGCCAAGGCUCCAGGAUCACAGAAACACUGGAUCACAGCAGAAAAAGAAGAGAGUGAAGGGAGAAGAGAAAAUGCCUCGGUCUUUCUUGGUGAAGAGUAAAAAGGCGCACAGCUACCACCAGCCAAGGAGUUUAGAGGACAACUCCAACAAAGUCGAGACGAUUUUAGCUCACAUCUGCGCAGACAGUAGGAGUGUAGACGCAGACGAGGUGUGUGUGGAUGUUGGGAGCGCAGAGGCGGCGGAAGCGUUGAGGCACGCGGGCUCUCGCGCUGUGCUCUCGCGCUCUCCGCUGAGCUGCAGCAGCAGUGUGUAUGAUCGCUCGUCAGACUAUGAGGACAGCUGGAGACCUCCGUCACCCUCUGCAUCACCAGACUCUGAGAAGUCAUUUUCACCCAGUGUUGAUGAAACCCAGCCAUUUGCGGUGCCUUUCGAACCAUGGAGCAACAGUUAUUCAGGUUCAGAUAUGAGACAGUUGGUCCGCCAGAACUUUAAUCACCAUCAUCCGUCCCUAAGCUAUUAUGAAGAAAGAGUGAUCGGACCUUCUCUUUUUGGUGAAAGAGGAUCCAGUACAAGUAUUUAUGGCAAUUAUGAGUCAGCUACAAACCUUUUCGAGCGGCCCACUGCUGCCCCUGGACUGUACGUAGACAGGGAAAUUCGCAGACCUGAGAUAAAAACAGCCACAGCCGGGCUAUGCAAUCGUCUCAUAUUGAAUGGAGCCUUCAAAUGCAUAAAAUGCAGCAAGGUGUUCUCCACACCACAUGGACUAGAAGUACAUGUUCGGCGGUCCCAUAGUGGAACAAGACCUUUUGCUUGUGACAUUUGUGGAAAAACAUUUGGUCAUGCAGUCAGCCUGGAGCAGCACAGAUCUGUUCAUUCUCAGGAGAGGAGUUUUGAUUGUAAAAUUUGUGGGAAAACUUUCAAAAGAUCAUCUACUCUCUCCACACACCUUCUCAUCCACUCCGAUACAAGACCUUACCCGUGUCAGUACUGUGGCAAGAGGUUUCAUCAGAAAUCAGACAUGAAGAAACACACGUUUAUUCACACAGGAGAAAAGCCUCACAAGUGUCAAGUCUGUGGCAAAGCUUUCAGUCAGAGUUCAAAUUUAAUAACGCACAGUCGAAAGCAUACUGGGUUUAAACCUUUUGGCUGUGAUUUGUGUGGAAAAGGCUUCCAGCGCAAAGUGGACUUGAGGAGACACAAGGAGACACAACAUGGACUGAAAUGAGGAAUGAAUCAGCUCAACUUGUAGGAAAUUUUCAGUCAACAUCUCUGGACAGUAUGUUGCAUUUGUUAACGCUGGCUUACAUGAUGGCAAAAUAUCCAGGGUUGAAUGAUGCCUAAUGGCACAAUAAAAGGAAAUUUAUUGGAGGCUGCAAUUAAUAAGAA